Megalopta genalis is the source of this 1952-nucleotide messenger RNA. RefSeq names its product F-box and leucine-rich repeat protein 7 (gene Fbxl7). Gene Ontology annotation, biological process: SCF-dependent proteasomal ubiquitin-dependent protein catabolic process. NCBI's taxonomy places the organism in Eukaryota, Metazoa, Arthropoda, Insecta, Hymenoptera, Halictidae. The record is from RefSeq and is a predicted model, not a curated record. Gene Ontology annotation, cellular component: SCF ubiquitin ligase complex. Gene Ontology annotation, molecular function: protein binding.
UAAAGCGGACCCAUUUAAAGUGGGGAUUUAUCGAUUGUAUUGAGCCUUUAUAUUGUCUAUCAAAUUUUAUACUUUCACUUCAAUUUAUCGUUCUGUGUACAUAAGCAACUUAAUCUGGAAUAUGCAUAUUAAUCGAUGUAUCAGAAAACAAUAUGUUUUAAUUUGAGGAGAAGAAAUCGCUGGAUAUUAGCUGCUUUAAGAAUUGGAAUGUAAGAUCAAAAUGGUGGCAGUGGCAGAUAGAUCGAUAUUGGCCUGCAAUGUCACGUAUUGUUGAUAAUUCUUCUAUUUGUCGCACAUGAAACAGAGCAUGGAAUGGAUGGAUCGUGUCCAUUACUCCUUCCAUCCUUUGGGGAAAAAGGCGGCUCUGAGAGGGAAGCUAUAUACUCGUUGCAAAAAGUGGGCCUGUACAGACCACCCUCGGAUGCAAUUGACUUAGGAUAUCAUACACUGGACAAUAAUGCCUGCCGAUCUACAUCAUUAUCCACUGCUAUAUCGGUUCCUAUUAGGCAGCAAACUUUGUUGCAACAGAAAUGCGUGUACACUGCUGAUUUGUGUCAGCUAGAUGACACCUUAUUAUUAAGAAUAUUCAGUUGGCUGGGUACUAGAGAUCUCUGCUCCAUUGCCCAAACCUGCAGACGUCUUUGGGAAAUAGCGUGGGAUCCAUCACUCUGGAAAGAAGUAGAAAUACGAUAUCCCCAGAAUGCAACUCUUGCAUUAAAUGCACUGUCUAGACGAGGAUGUCAUGCAUGCAUACGGCGUCUUGUGCUCGAAGGUGCUGUUGGCCUGGCUGGUAUUUUCACUCAGCUGCCUUUUUUAAGUUUAACUUCCUUGGUACUGCGGCAUUCCAGACGCGUCACAGACUCGAAUGUGAGCGCUGUAUUAGACAAUUGUAUAAAUCUGAAAGAAUUGGACUUGACGGGAUGCGUUGGGGUGUCUGGUGCAUGCAGCCGAAUAACAACACUAAAGCUGCAGUCGUUGGAUCUCAGCGAUUGUCAUGGGGUCGAAGAUUCUGGCUUGGUACUGACACUCUCACGUAUGCCGCAUCUCGGAUGCUUGUAUCUACGACGAUGCGCGCGUAUAACUGAUGCCAGUCUUAUCGCGAUUUCUUCCUAUUGCGCCAGUCUAAGACAGUUGUCUGUUUCCGACUGUGUGAAGAUUACAGAUUUCGGAGUACGUGAAUUGGCAGCCCGCCUUGGUCCGUCCUUGCGUUAUUUUUCGGUAGGCAAAUGCGAUCGCGUGUCCGAUGCUGGUCUUUUGGUCGUAGCCAGGCAUUGUUACAAAUUAAGAUAUUUGAAUGCUCGUGGCUGUGAAGCACUCAGCGACAGUGCUACGUUGGCUUUGGCCCGUGGAUGUCCCCGGUUAAGAGCUCUUGACAUAGGAAAAUGCGAUAUUGGUGAUGCGACCCUCGAGGCUCUCUCGACCGGAUGUCCAAAUUUGAAGAAACUAUCUCUAUGUGGUUGCGAGCGAGUCUCAGAUGCUGGUUUGGAAGCGUUAUCCUACUAUGUACGAGGAUUGAGACAACUGAACAUCGGCGAAUGUCCUAGAGUUACAUGGGUCGGAUACCGGGCGGUGAAACGUUAUUGCCGUAGAUGCAUUAUAGAGCAUACUAAUCCUGGUUUCUCAAGCUGAGCCUUCUGAACCGUCCUCUAUUUACGACACUUACUAUCUAUUUAUUAACAACUUUCAUUUCAUCCCUCGUCUAGACACUAAUUUGUAAAAAGCAAUUAUUCAACGAUUGUGAAGAUAUAUACAUAUAUAUCGUAUACCACAAGUCAUGCGAGAGUAUAUCGUAUAUGUCUAUAUAUAUUUACAUACGUUCCAAAAUAUUACUCUUUGCUAUUUAUUAAUUUUAUAAUUUAAUACACAAAGGCGAUCUUUUAAAUUUUAUGUAAUUUGUAUAUUUAUUUUAUAAAUAAAAAUUUUUAGACUCAAUUCAAUUAGGUAAUGUGCGA